Molecule: messenger RNA, 846 nt
Organism: Phaedon cochleariae (mustard beetle)
Lineage: Eukaryota; Metazoa; Arthropoda; Insecta; Coleoptera; Chrysomelidae
Source: the annotation of a GenBank genome assembly
AUGAAUAUUAUUACUAACUCCAGCAAACUAAUGGCUUCUGCGGUUUCGGAGAAAGUGAAGGAAAAAAGGAACAGGAUUCUAUUGGGUCCCCUUCCUGAAGAUUUCCUGAGAGUAAACACAUCUGCCCAAGAACAGCAAGAAGCAGUGGAUAGACAAACAGCUUUGGCUCUACAGCAACACUACUCUGGAAGUCCUUUCUCAUAUGUUGCAAAUCCCUCUGGAAGAUUGAGUAUAACAGUUGCUCAGGCAAAACUUGCCAAAAACUAUGGGAUGACAAGAAUGGACCCCUAUUGUAGGAUCAGAGUUGCUCAUUGCAUCUAUGAAACACCUACUGAUCCUAAUGGUGGGAAGACUCCCAGAUGGAAUAGAGUGGUUUAUUGUCUCUUACCCCAAGGCAUCAAUACAAUAACCAUAGAAAUAUUCGAUGAACGUUCCUUCACCAUGGAUGAACUGGUAGCAUGGACCCAAAUUGUCAUUCCACAGCAAGUUUUGGCAGGUGAGACACAUGAGGAAUGGUACCCCUUGAACGGGAAACAAGGAGAGGGUGUGGAGGGAAUGAUCAAUAUUGUUUUGAGUUACACAGCUUCUCCGCCAUAUGUUUAUGGUCCCACACAGCCCAUAAUGGUUGUUCCAAGAGCUGGUGCUGGACCUGUUAAACCCUUGAAAGUAUAUUCCACACCACCUCCUUCAAGUUCACCACAGCCUCUAAUAUUGAAUGAAGAAGAGUUAAAACAGAUUGAAGAAAUGUUCCCAAACAUUGAAAAAGAAGUGGUUAAAACUGUUUUCGAAGCGAACCGCGGAAAUAAGGAAAGUACCAUAAAUUAUCUUCUUCAAAUGGCUGAAUAA